Messenger RNA from Culex pipiens pallens (northern house mosquito), 1413 nucleotides. RefSeq lists its product as uncharacterized. Bases 410 to 1378 code for a protein of 322 amino acids. The transcript has a single exon. NCBI's taxonomy places the organism in Eukaryota, Metazoa, Arthropoda, Insecta, Diptera, Culicidae. The record is from RefSeq and is a predicted model, not a curated record.
UUUCCCUUAACCGCACAUUAGCGGCAGUGCCAGCGCGAAAAGAGCGGGAAAAAUUGAAACAUAUCAAACCACAUAAAAAUAAUGAACUAGCGGGAAAAACUCGCAAAACGGUUCGCUUUCCCACUUUUCUCUCUCUGGUGGCACGCGCUGCUGCAGGUCCACACGGAUUUUAUUUAGUAGAACACACCCCGACUCAGAGCUGGUUAGACUAGACUAGACGCGCAGAUGACCGGAAUCGCGUGUAGCCAGCCAGCCAGCCAACAGCUGAGUCACACGAACCGUCAGUCUUAACCCGGCGCUGCUGAAGGCAACAGCCUCCUCGUCCUAGUCCCAGUCUGUGUUUAUUCGAGGAAAAAGUGUCGUUUGUGAAAAUCCGUUGCUUGAAUUUCCCCCCAAGAAGUGCUCGAAGAUGAUCGUUCAAACUCGAUCGAUGCUUUGGCUAGCGGUUUUGCUGUUGCUGUCGGUGUCGCCAUCUUGGAGCGAGCUCCGAAAGACCUUUCACAGCAAAAUAAGCGGUUCGAGCAGUUCGAGCAGAUUUCUGUUUCACCACUUCCACGAUCGAGGACACGAUCAUCACCACCAGACGCACAAGAAACAGUUGGAGGUGACCACAUUGGGUGAGGUUGAGAACGAAAUUACCACGUUGGAACCAUCGACAGACUCUCCGUCCGAGCCACUUCCGGCUUACGAAAAGUCCCUGCCAUUGCGAGUGCUCAACUGUAUGGCCAAGGUAUCCCUAGUGGAGUGCAGCAAGCUGUACCUGCUCCAAAACAUGGAGUCCCGCAAGUAUGACUUCCACACCAGCGGAAACAUCACCUACGACGUUCAGCAGAUCCUGCUACCCUCGUACCAACAGCCAGACAACAAGCUCUUCGAGGAUCGUCUGCUGAAGCUCAACUCUUCCGAGGUCGAUCGACGGAUCAACGUUGGUCUCGCCCUUCUCUUCAACGAACGUCAUUUCGACCUCAAGUUCUUGCCCGGGUUCGGCCUCCGAAUCACCCCUACCGAAGGCAACACCCUAGAAUUCUCCAUCCGAAACCAACUCACCACCACCCCCAGCGCGGUCCCCGCCGAAGAGGGACGCGGUCGUCGUCGAAACGACAAGGAUCGUGACCGUGACGGUAAGCACGAAAAUCGGGACAAACGGAAAGCCACCAAGCAUCUGCUUCAGCUGGGCGUCCCCAUCGUGCUGCUGCCCACGAUGCUGCUGGCCAGCGUGAUGCCGAUGAUGAUUCCGGUGCUCAAGUUUGCGACCUUUUUCACCAGUUUUGUGAAUCACGCGGCGUUGGCCGCGGCCGUCAUGUAUCUGGCCCGGCAGCACGCCCAGGAGCAGGAGGAAAAGCAGACGGUGUACUUUAACGCCGGGUACAAUAACUAGGAAGUCGUAUGUGGUGUGGAGGUGGUGGUGGUGGA